UGUUUGCGGAAGUAAAUAGAAAACUGAAGCGCACGUUCAGUUCAGCUGAAAAAAGUUUUCUGAAGUUUUAGUGAGGAAAAAGUACCUCAGUUUUAAUCCUACAAUGUGUUCAGUCCAAAGUAUGAGACGGUUUGUCUGUGAUCGGCUCACUGCGGCUGCUCAAGAAAUAUUGGGAGCCUUUGAAAGUAAAAUAGAAGGUUAUGAGGCAGAAAUUGCUCGUCAACGCAGACUGUUGGAUGCCGUUUUGACACCCGAGAUAAAGUUACACCGGACAGAGCUUUCACUGACACCUGUCCAUAAGGUAGAGCAGGAGGAGGUUCAGCAUCAGCAAAGUUCCAGUUUGGUCCCACAAGAUCCUCCACCAAUUAAAGAAGAACACGGGGAAAUGUGCAUCAGUCGGGAACAACCACAGCUUGCACAACAACAGGAGACUGAAGCCUCUAAGUUGACUCCAACUUGUGAGGGAAGUGUACACAGUGACCAGUCUCACCCUUUGGACCCUGGUCAAACGGAGGGGACUCUGAAUAAAGAUUCUCAAUCCAGCACCUCAAGCAACGAUUUAUUAUCUGGAUCUGACAGGGAGAGCUCUCCAGCACCCGGCACUGACCACCAACUCCUCUCCCACACCUCUUGUGUGAGAGAUGAGAGCCACGAUCUCAUAACUUGCAACCAUGGAAGUGAAACACCAACUAGACUUAACAAUAAAAGCAAUGAAGAGAACACAAAAUUAGCUACAAGAACUGAGGAAGCAUCAAUUAAGAAACAUAACAAUGAGAUGCCAACAUCAAGUGGAAAAAGGGAGCCAAUGCUUAAUAAGAAACAUCAUAAUAAGAACACAAUGUUAAUCACAAGUACUGAGACAACACCAGAAAAGAUUGGUGAUGGAAACGCAAAAUCCAAUGAAGGUUCUGAGCCAACACCAAAAAAGAAACCAGAUAGUGGAAAAACAACAUCAGCUAAAAGUACUGAGCUAACACUCCAUAGUAAAGACAACAAUGAGAACACAACAUCGAGUGAGAAACCAACAUUAAAAGAAAAUAGUAAGCCAACACUAAAUAAGAAAAGCCAAGGUGGGAGACCACCCUCAACUGGAAGUGUUGAACCAACACCCAAAAAGAAGACAACAUCACCUACAAAGGUUGCACCAACACCCCAUAAGAAAUGCAACGAUAAGACCAGAGGGACUAGAGGCACCGAGCUAACACCAAAUGAGAAAUGUAAUGAUGACGACCCAACAUCCAAGGGAAACAGUGAGCCAACACCAACUACAAAAAGCAAAGAUGAGAUAGCCACCUCUCCUGGAAGUGUUGUGCCAACAUUAGUAAGUAAGAAAAAUGACAAUGGGAAGACCACAUUAGGUAAAUAUACUGAACCAACACCAAAUAGGAAAUGUAAUGAUACGAAUACAACAUUAACUAGAGGCACAGAGUUAACACCAAAUGACCAAUGUAAUGAUGAGGACAUGACCUUUAAUGAAGGUACUGAGCUAAUUCCAAAUGAGGACUGUGAUGAUGACCCAACAUCAAAGGGAAACCGUGAAUCAGCACCAAAUAAUAGAAGCAAAGAAGGGAGACCAACUUCACCUGGAAGGGUUGAGCCAUCACCAAAUAAGAAUUAUAACAAUGAGAAGACAACAUCAGCUAAAAGAACUGAUCCAACAGCAAAUACGAAACCCAAUGAUGGGAAAGCAACAUCAACUUCAAGUACUAAACCAGCACCAAAUAAGAGAAGCAAAGCUGGGAAACCAACCUCACCUGGAAGUGUUGAGCCUUCACCAAGUAAGAAAUCUAACAAGACAACAUCAGCUAAAAGUAGUGAUCCCACGCCAAAUAAGAACAAGACCACAGCCUCAACCAGCGGCACAGAGUUAACACCAAAUAAGAAACCUAACAAUGGAAAAACAAUGUCUACAAGAAGCAUGGACUCCUCACCACGUAAGAGACCAAACGAUGGGAGCACAGCAUCGGCUUCAAGUGCUGAAACUACACCAAUUAAGAAACCUAACAAGGGUAGCACAACAACAAAUGGAAGUACUGACCAAACGUCCAAAAAAAGACAAAAGAACGAGAAGACAACAUCAACCAGAAGCGCAGAGCAAACACAAAGUGAGAAAAGUGACAUUGAGAGCACAGCAUCUAGUGCAGGUACUGUCCCGCCACCAACAAUGAAAUAUAGGAAGACAUCAGGCGGUACAGAGGAUGACAAAAACCCUUUCAAAUGUGACAGAUGCGGUAAAGUGACGACUAAUUUCAAAAACUACAAAUUCCAUAUGAAAUCCCACACUGUUGAAAAGAAAUACAAAUGCGACACGUGUGGGAUAAUGUUCAGGGAGAGUUGGGAUUUGAAUAAACACAUGAUAGUCCACUCUGUUGAAAAGCCUUUCAAAUGCAAGGUUUGCGGAAAUGGAUUUAACCGGCGUUAUAAUCUCGACCUGCAUCUUCGGGUUCACUCUGGGGAAAAGCCGUACAAAUGCAACACCUGUGACAAAAGCUUCAGUGCAUUAGUGAACAUGAAGAAGCACAUGAGAAUUCACACAGGUGAGAAGCCGUACACAUGCAGCGACUGCGGGAAGGAGUUUGCAGAUUCGUCGUCUUUCAAAAAUCAUCAGCGGGUGCACACGGGGGAAAAGCCCUUCAGGUGUUCCUUUUGCAAGAGAAGAUUUGCUACCAGAACGACGUUGAGAAGGCACACCAGAACACACACAGGUGAAAAGCCAUACACGUGCGAUGUGUGUCACAAGGCGUUUAGUUAUAGGACAGACCUGAAAGGACACAUGAGGAGACAUACUGGGGAGAAGCCUUACAAAUGCAAUACUUGUGAAGAACAGUUCUCCACUUGGACAAAACUCAACAAACACAAGAAUGUACACACAAGUGAUGCACAAAGCUCCACUGCUUAAAAACCUGUCAGCAUUCGAUAUACCAUGCUUACAAUAAAAGUAAAUUAUUUGCACUUCAAGUAGUAGUUCACUAAGUUGAAUUGCUACUGCUAUUUAAUGCUAAGGAGUACUCAACCGAGUUACGAUUAUUUAU
Etheostoma cragini (Arkansas darter) is the source of this 3032-nucleotide messenger RNA. Its product is annotated as zinc finger protein 37-like. Gene Ontology annotation, molecular function: DNA-binding transcription factor activity, RNA polymerase II-specific; RNA polymerase II cis-regulatory region sequence-specific DNA binding. The transcript has 2 exons. The coding region runs from base 104 to 2899 and encodes 931 amino acids. Gene Ontology annotation, biological process: regulation of transcription by RNA polymerase II. Gene Ontology annotation, cellular component: nucleus. The record is from RefSeq and is a predicted model, not a curated record. NCBI's taxonomy places the organism in Eukaryota, Metazoa, Chordata, Actinopteri, Perciformes, Percidae.